Messenger RNA from Pocillopora damicornis (cauliflower coral), 1891 nucleotides. RefSeq names its product mitochondrial substrate carrier family protein ucpB. The record is from RefSeq and is a predicted model, not a curated record. Lineage: Eukaryota; Metazoa; Cnidaria; Anthozoa; Scleractinia; Pocilloporidae.
GGGGUGAUUGACAACUGGCCGGGUGUAGGAUAAAAAUAACAUAAUUAUCCCUUGUGUCCCCUUGUUUAUAACCGUUUGAUUUCAGAUUUGAGAAUACCUGUUGGUAAAUAAGUUGACUUUACCGAGUUUUCUCCGCUUACCAUUCAUUUUUAAUGCUUAAUUUCGAGAAGUGUCUUUGCCAACAGACGGUCAAGCUAAAUUAUGCGGACAAAUUAAAAAAUUUAUCAAAAAUCUUGUCGAAAUGACAAAAUUCUCUCAAUUUGACAACGUCAUUUAAGCCCCAGUCUGUUGACAGAAACCAAUCACCACCACCGGGAGAGAAAAAAAUUGUCGAUACAUUAAAUUGUAAAAUGAAACAUUGCUGGGUGCUUCACAUGGCCUGAGGAAAAAAUAUAUAGUGGUUUUGUCCUUUUGAAACAUUUGACUGUUGUUGACCUCAACUAAUUCGGCUAGGAACCACGUUGAACCUUUAAAAUGUCUACACAAUCAUCGGAGAAUUUAACUAGAUUUGCGCUAAGCGGAAUCUCUAACAUGUGUGGUGGAGCAGUAACAAACCCCAUAGAUGUCAUCAAGAUUCGCAUGCAACUUGAGAAUGAAUUGGGCUCAAAACAUAGCAGCAAGAAUAUUUUCAAAGACCGUUAUUAUAAGGGGUUUAUAAGAGGUGGAAUUAGAAUUUUCUCUGAGGAGGGCUUGAGGGGUCUUUAUAAAGGGUUGCUGCCAUCAAUGAUGAGGGAAGGAUCAUACAGUACUAUUAGGCUAGGAGCAUAUGAGCCAUUAAAAGUUAAGUUAGGAGCUACUGAUAUUGCUCACACUCCUCUGUGGAAGAAAAUUGUGGCUGGUGCAAUGUCAGGAACAAUAGGUAGUGCAAUUGCUACGCCCACAGACUUAGUCAAGGUUCGCUUCCAAGCCUUGGGACCUGGAAAAAAAUCAGAGUAUCGACACACUUUCCAUGCGUUUUGGAAAAUAGCACAAAAGGAAGGAAUAAGAGGAUUAUGGACAGGCGUGGGCCCAACAGUUCAGCGUGCAGCUAUUUUGACAGCAGCACAAAUUCCAUCAUAUGACCAUACAAAACAUACUUUAUUAAAUGCGCAGUUGAUGGAAGAAGGGCCAGCCUUACAUGGUGUAUCAUCUGUCAUUGCUGGAUUUGUGACAGCUCUUAGUACAUCACCAUUUGAUGUGGUGAAAACACGCAUGAUGAACCAGAAAAAAGAUGCCAGUGGAAAGCCAUUGGUAUACAGAAAUACCAUCCAUUGUAUAGGGAAAAUUGUUAGACAUGAAGGAUUAUUAGGAUUGUAUAAGGGAUUUAUACCAAACUGGAUGCGAAUAGGCCCUCAUACUAUUGUUACUUUUUUUGUCUUUGAAAGACUCCGAUAUUUGGUUGGUAUGAGUCCUGUGUGAAAGUGGCAGAGGUAGAAAUGGACCUCAGGUUGAGAGGUUCAGGCUCAAGACCCGGGUCUUGUUUUAUCUUUAUUUUUUAGAAUAAAUUAUUAUUAGUAAAUCCUUGUAGUUGGUUGUUUUCCAUAAUUGUUCUUACCAAAACUAUCAGCCACAGAAACAAGAUGGACAGUCUAGAGUGACACAACUAGCUUCUCUAUUAUUUAAAUUUUGAUUGGCUUCAGGGUCUGAUAAAUUACUGGAAAACAGGCCCAAGAUCAUUGUGUUGAGUGCUUGGGCAAAAUUCUUUACUGUCACAUUGCCUCUCUCCACCCAGGAGGAAAAUGAAAUGUAAUGUUGUUACUAAGUUUUUCUAAUAUGCUUGUUUAAGUGGUGCCUUGUUGUACUACCCCGAGUUCUGUUGUACAUUAAAUUAUCUACCUUAGAUGAUAUUUGAGGAAAGUUUUUGUUUUAUUAGUUUUAGGCCUGGCAAAAUAUAUAGCAGAUGUACUAUUAA